This is a messenger RNA of Poecilia reticulata (guppy), 12475 nucleotides long. The record is from RefSeq and is a predicted model, not a curated record. Lineage: Eukaryota; Metazoa; Chordata; Actinopteri; Cyprinodontiformes; Poeciliidae.
AUGGACAAGUAAUUGGGAUAACCACAUUCUGGAGAGAAUUUUGAAACAAAACCCAUUUAAAAAUGUGAGGAAGAUUCACAAGAGUGAACUACAGCUGGAGUUAAUGCUUCGAGAACCACCACACACACACAUAUUCAAGACAUGGGUUUCAGUUGUCCCAUCCCUUGUGUCAAACCACUCUUGAACAAGAGAUGGCAUCAGAAGCAUCUUGCCUGAGAUAAAGACAAAAAUUACUGGACUGCUACUGAGUGGUCCAGUUAUGUUCUCUGAUGAAAGUAAGUUUUGCAAGGUGAUGUUUCACACUGAUGACUUGAACUUAACCAUUUUGUAUUCUUGGUAAGUACUACUUGUACCUGUUGAGCCUGAUGUGUUAAACUGCAUGUCAAAAUUCAUAAAUAAAAAUUGAAAAAAGAGAAGCACAUUAUAUAACAAUUUAGUGCAAAUUUAGUAGAAUAAUCUAGGAUUCCUUAGAAAAUAACUUUUUGCCAAUUUGAGCAAUAAUCUGAAYUUGACUGCAUUGAUUGAUAACUAUCAAUUUGUAGUGGAUGAACUUGACUUUUAAUCUGUCUGUAUGAUUGGACUGAGUAGGCCAUGACACAACAAGGGUUGUGAGUUGGACUAUAUAAUUGAACUAAAUUGAAUUGAAUUAAAAAUUAUGAUCUAAGACUUUUCCAAAUUUCACAAGUAGAGUAGAUCCCAGCAUCUAACGCUGGUUAAAUCCAAAGCUUUAAAUUUAUGUUCGAUGAAUAUAAGCACCACUGUUAAACUGGAAGAAGGUGUGUGGGCAAAAGCAUGACUUGUUUCUAAAUUUAGUACCUUGAAGAGGUUUCUGCUAGGCCCUGGUAUGGCUUUUGCUUCUCCAGUGACAGCCCAUCCCAUCCAGGAUCCCAGCAUGCCUCAGAACUGUCAAACUGCGCAUCAGGUUUCAUUACCAACGACUACAACGGUAGCUGUUCAUCCACUUUGGAGUUGAUUACUGCUUGGGCUUCAGUCUGACUGUUACCCUGUCUGAAAACAUCAUUUUCCUCUAUAGCUAUAGUAUGCUGUCAGGAGCCUGUUGAUCAGAAAGGAUGUCAUCAGACUUCUACUCGAGCGAUGGUUUAUUGGAGAGGGGGUCCAUCCCCCUGGACAUCGACAACGUCCACAUGCUUCUGCAAGUGGAACAAGAGCAAAUCCAGAAGAGAACUUUCACCAACUGGGUCAAUGCUCAGUUGGCAAAGCGGAGGCCACCAUCAACGAUAAGAGAUCUGUUCAAUGAUUUCCGGGAUGGUUCCAAGCUGUUGGACCUGCUGGAGGUGAUGAGUGGUCAGUCCAUUAAUCGGGACAAAGGCAGGGGAAUAUUUCAAAACAGGAGCAACAUCGGAAAAGCAAUUUCCUUUCUGAAGAAAAAAUCGAUCAAAUUAGUCAACAUAAACACUCCUGAUAUAAUUGAUGGCAAACCCUCCAUUAUCCUGGGCCUAAUAUGGACAAUUAUUCUUCAGUAUCAUAUUGAAGAGUUGGCCAGCUGCCUCUCAUUUGAUUCCCGUCAGUCGUCCAUGGAGUCUUUGGCCAGUUUGGACAGUCGCUCCACGCUCUCAAGCCGCUCAACCAGCAGUAGCCCUGUUCCUCCUAAAGGCUCUCCUUUACACAGUCGCUUUCGAGUUUCUGCUAAGAAAGCCCUGUUGCUAUGGGUCCGAGAGCAGUGCCACAGAUCUGGCUGUUCAGUAAGCAUAAAAGACUUCAAGGCAAGCUGGAGGAGUGGUGUGGUCUUUCUCGCAAUCCUGAACGCCCUCAGACCCAACUUGAUAGAUCUUUCCAAAGCCAGAACCAGGAGUAACAAGCAGAACCUUGAGGAGGCCUUCCACUUUGCAGAGACAGAACUUACGAUUCCAAGACUGCUAAACCCCAAUGAUGUGGAUGUCAGAGACCCAGAUGAGAAGUCCAUCAUGACAUAUGUCGCUCAGUUCCUGCAAUACUCUAGAGAUGUGGCUGCCCAAGAAGAAGAGAUGCAGUACCUGACUCCUCCAAAAAGCCCCUCACCUAACAACGUGCCUGUUCACUACACUCCUGCUAUUUCUGCUUCACCUCUUCAACAGGCRACACCUGAUCGCAGUGCCCAGGAAGUGACUUGCUGGCUUGUCCAGGCCUUUGAUGAGCUGUUGGAAGGAUGGGACUCCACAGAAGGAGAAAGCUACUCUGAGAGAUACCAUGUUUUUCAGACUUUUCUUGUGUCCUUUAAUGAGCAGCGUAGGCCCAUCAUGCCUUUACUGACAGCAAUGGGACGCACUCCAAACAUAAGCCAGGAUCAAAGGUCUCUUAGAGACUCAUGGGAAUGCCUCAGUGAAAAGCUGCGAGAAUACAAAGUUGAGUUAGACAGGUGCCUUCCUGCCCCUCUGGAUACUGUAGCUGGAUGGUUGCUAAGAACAGAGGGAGCUCUGGCUGAAGAACAAGGUGACUCUCAAGAUCAUGGCUGUGCUGCCGAUGAAGCAAGGGAGAAACAGGAGCUUCUCAAGAUUUGUUUAGAGGAGAUGCCACAGAAAUUGAAAAUCUUCCAGUCCUUCCAAAACCUGGAUGACUUUGGAAACAUGAUGGUUCCAUCAGACAAGAUUGAAGAACUAAAGAGGAGAUUCACCAAUGUGAGAGUGACUGCUAAGUACCAUGGGAUCAAGCUGGAAUACAGAGAGCACCGGCACACAGUUCUGGAUCUAUUGGGACAGAUCAGGACCAAGCUCUGCAUCUCAAAGAGACUCUUCAUUUCUCCAGAGGCUGUCAGAGUGUUGCUACAAGAAUGGGACGAAAUAAACAAACAGGAACUCCCCUCUUUGCUUGAAGCUGCACUUCGCAAACUAAAGCAGAUUUCUGAGAAAUAUUCAAGCAAAUCUGCUCUCACUUCAGAUUAUCACCACGUGAUUCAGCAGGUGAAGCAACUUGAGGAGAACACUGUUGUUGUUUUGGAGGAGGUGUCAUCUGCCAAGAUUCUGAUGGGCCGGAUUCUGUCUGCCUGGGACUCAUACAUUGACUGUUUGAGUUCCCUUCAGGCUUGGCUUGAACAGAGCUCUGCAAUGCACAAUCAAGGCAGAACAUUAAUGGUAACAUCUGAGUCCAUGAGGGAGUGGGGCUCUAGGCACGCCCAUUUGAAUGAGGUGGCUAAUUUCCUGAUGGAGUCAACAGACCCUCAGACCAGUAGGGGUCUGGCAGAAGAGCUAUGGAAACUCAACAAGCACUGGGCAGAGUGUGUCAAAGAAAACACUUUGGAGUACACAAAAGCGCCCACUGCAGAUUUGCCAACCAACUCUCAGGAUCUCCAAUAUUUGAUAAGACAGGCUACUCUGAUUCUUAAAGAGCCUCUAGAAGUAAUGGCAGGUCCUUUGAGAGUGCACAGGAAUCACUUACAGUUCACACUAAGGAAGAUAAAAGAAGUAAAUCUUGGGACUCUUGAGCCAUCUGCAGAAAGUCCACUGGAUCAGCUUCAGAAACUUAGACAUGCUAUACCUGAAGUGAUGCAAACCUUAUUUGAAGCUGAACAAGUUUGUGCAGAGCUCCAGCAUAGUGUGUCUGGGUUGGACACAAGACUGGCUGAACUUCUACUCUGGGAAAUGGAGGCCAGGGAGCUGUAUGAGGUGCUGAGAGCCAGAGAUCAACAACAAAAACUACAGGGCCAGGACCCAAGAGCUAGGGUCGUCAUUUCCCGAGGUCUACAGCUGGAGGGCCAGGUGGUCACAGAGGAGCAAGACCUGCAGGUCAUAUUUAUGACUAUUCAGAAAACUACACCUAUCCAGUACCUUUAUGCCUCUGCAAUGCAGAAGCGAGUUCAAAAUGCUGUUGCCCAGUCCCAGGAAGCUAUUGGUUUGCUCAGUAGUCUCGGUACAAGAAGGAACAAAAGCCCCCCAGAAGCUAGUCCUCCAUCAAAAAUUUUUAUUCAGGCUAAAAUAAUGCCUCAACACUUGAAGCUGUCAGAGACRAGGAUGCCAACUCAUCAGUCAGAGACAAAUGACAUUUCAAAUCACAGUGAAGUCUCUGUGCCAAAGAUAGUUGUACAAGAAUUCAGAGCAGAAAAGAUAACGUCUCCAUCAAUGCCAAAUACCUAUGCACAAGUUGUAAUACAGAUAGAGAGCCAAACUCAGACUUGCCAAGAUGCCAAUGCACAAAAACAACAGACAAUUCAAGAUACUAGUCGGAUACCUCAGCAGCAACCACAACAACAGGACCUUAGCAAAAAACAUGAGCAAGAAAAACAGCAGCCAUUUAAAUAUGAACCAGAGCAAAAACUAGAAGAUAACAAAGAGCAAGAGGUGAAUCUAGAACAACCACGACCAUGUCAGGAUAAGCAAGAGGAACAAGACGGUCUUGGAACAAUUUGCCAGUUUCAAGUGAAACAGCACACACUCCCAAUUGUAAAAGAAGAAACACUUUUUAAACAGACAGCUAAGGAGAUUUUAUAUCAGCAACCAGCUCCAAAGAAAAAAUCUCUGAGUUCACAAGAACUUCAGAGCAGAAAGGCUCAGGCCAUCAAGAACCGUCCAUGGCUUCAAAAAGCAACCCGUUCAGAAAAGAAAAGUCCAGCUGCUUCUCAAAAACAAGAUUCUACAUAUGAUCCUCUUCAAAUGAGACAGAUCAAAUCACAGUUAAAAAGAGAAACAAAAAGUUCUGCUCCGUUAAUGUAUGUUUCGCAACACACGUUAACUGGUAAGACACCCCCUGAAUCCCAAGUGAAAGUGACUAGGCAAACACAACAACAAAAAAAACAAUACCAGUCUGCAAGGGAAGGGCAGCAACAAAAAAAGCUGUCUCAAGACUAUAAAAAACAACCACACCCACCUGUUAGACAGAUAGAACCUGAUUCGGGCACCAACAAUAAAUCUCAGAUCCAGUCUUAUACAAAAUCACAUGUCAUAAAUCAGUCAGAACCAAAUGUACAGGUUAAUCUUCAGUCUGUACCCCAGGUUCAAAUCCAGUCCAGAAGUUUGGUUUAUUCUUGUGUAGAUAGUCCACAACCACCAACAACCAUGUCCCAAACCAGAAUCAGUCAGUCACAGAAACAAUUACUUCCACAAUCCCGCAAUCACUUUCAAACAAGUGUCCUUUGUGGACCUCAACGUCCCUUGCAUAUCCCUGCAGGGACUACAAUCAGACCCACGUCCCCUAAUCAGGCACCUCCACCAGGUUUUAUCCAGCUUCCCGUGCCAUCCCACAUUCAGCUUUGUAGUCAUUUACAAUCUUGGGCUCCUGUUAGACCCCCUUCUCCUAAGCCACUAACAACUGACAGGCCUGAAACCCAAGGGCAGCAAAGUAUGACUCAAUCUCUCCCUCAACCCCAGUUGAACAAAUCACAGCUUUUCGCUCAUUCAGUGUGCCAACCUCAAAUCCCAGCAAAUUUGGGAGAUCAAGUUCCCACAUCUCCUCAAGCCAUUUCCAAGUCAAUUAUCCAGGUUCAAUCCCAACCUCAGCAAAGAGUAAAUGUUCAAACUGAUACUUUUUCUAUUGACCAGGCUCAGAAUAUUACUCAGCCAAUGGCUCAGCCACCAAUUUGUCAUGAGGCCCAACAUGUAGUCUGUUUUCAAGAUCAUUCAGCUUCAGAUCCCACAACUCUCAGUCAGUCACCAGCCUUUCACCAAGGUUUUUAUUCUCCAUGCCAACUGCAGGCAUGGCCACAAGUUAGACCCUCAACCCAAAUGUCUGUUCAGCAUCUUCAAGCUACAACUCAACCUUUCCUUUGCCCUGAGAUUUAUCCUAAGCCUCGGUUUUCAGCUCAGCAGUGGGCAAAAUACCAAGAACUACAAAAUCAAGCAAUUUCCCAACAAAAGCACCCAGUUUCACAAAGGUAUUCCCAGCAAAUUGCUCAAGGUUCACAUUCUUGGGGAUAUUCAGCAGCUCAUAUUUUGCCACAGUGGCCACAGCAAGGAACUCAGAUCAGCUCCCAUGCGUAUGUAGUGGAUCUAUCCGGUACUCAGCCUCAAAUUAGUCCCCAGAGAAAUACUCAAGCCUGGACUCAAACCCAUCCCCAAAUAAGUUCCCAGAGUCAAGUCCUUCUCCAAAAGCAACAUCACUCUCAACCUCAGAUUCAAACUCAAAUACCUCUACCACCAUCACCACCAGACCAAGCUCAGUCACAGUUCUCUACACAGAACCAAGUACACAAUCUUCAAGGCCAGUCCCAAACACASACCCAGACACAGCUACAAAGUAAACUUCCUGCUAAGAAUAAUCAGCCAACGCCUAAUCCUCUCUUUCAGCAGCUCCCUCCCCAAUCCACACACUUCCAGGUCCUGUCGCACCCAGUGAUUGAAAUAAAAAKUGUGACACCUCCCCAGCCCAAACCUCUGGGCCAGGCAGAGUUGGAUCAGGCAACUCUGUUUGAAUUGUCAGUUCAGUCAAAGGGACAAUCAUCAGCCCAAUUAAAGACAAAACCCAUACGUGRCCCUAUACCACUAAUUGCUACAGCAACAACAAUACUCAAUGCAGAAACUUCGCAAAGCAAGAAGGAGCAGACACCGAUCACAUUAGAAACAGUGGCAUCAUCACAGGCCAAGGUUCGAUCACUACCUGCACCUGGUGUUGUGUCUGCCAUAGAACCUGUAGUUGAACAUCAGGUGCAAAAAAGGUCUGUGGUUCUGUCCCCACAAAAUCCUGAUGUAGAAUAUACACAGCAGUCCAAUGUGGUGACAAGAACUUCAUCACAACCAACAGCUCAGUCACAGAUUCAACACAGUGUUCAAUCAGUGACUGAACUUAAGGUGCAAUCAUCACUAAUACUCAAGCCUAAAAUCCAAUCUCCAAUACAAACCCAGCAGAAUAUUCAGUCACCAAAGUUGACCAAGGCCCAAAAUUCAGCACAGUCCAGGGUUCAAUUGUCCCCUCAGACAAGUCAACCAGUGUCAGCACUCACUUCUCAGAUUCAUGUGGAAUCUCUGGAUCUCUUCACUAAACCAUCCUCUCUAGAUCAAGCACCUUCCCAGGCCUUCACAGAGGCCUACGUGAAGGCCCAGGCUCUGGCCAGGAAUCACUUCGAGGAGGCCAAGCAUUGCCUGCAAGCACACAUUAUGGAAGCCAUCUCUGUCUUCAACGACAARCACCUGACAGUUGAGCAAGCAUCAGUAAAAGAGGAGGCUCUGCAGAGUCUUGACCCAGAGUUACUUGCGGAAUUCCUGAGAGCAGCCAAGGGAAUGGAGGCUUUCUGUACUCAGUCUCAACUCAAAUUGAUGGAAUUCUUCACUCAGUCUGUCCAGUCACAGUGGGAGGCUUGCUUCUCAGCUGACUUUGCAGAAGCCGGUCAGCACUUGGAGACCCUGAAACAGCUGUGUGGUACUCUGAGUCCUGAGGACACUCAUCACCUGGCUCAGACACAACUGGAGUGUGAAAAGAGAGUUCAUCAAGGCUGUGGUGAGGUUGGGACCACACAGAAGGGAUCUAAUAAAUCUAGUGAAAACCUUCCAGUUUCAGGAGAGGUGCCCCAGGUUCAGAAAACGAUUGAGAAGAAGACAGACAUUGAGAAGCAAGCAUUUGUGGAAGAGAUCACAAAGAAGGAAGCUUUGGAAAGAUAUGAAACUUGCAAAAGAACUCUGCAAGCUCAUCUGGCUAAAAAUGAACAGAACUUUAGGGAUGCUCCUUCUGACUUAAUCUCCCUGAAAGCCCUGCAUACACGACUCCAAGAAAUACAGUUUCUGAGACAGGAGACUGAGUUACUGUGGUCUGAGUAUGCAAACCAGUGUUCCCAUUUUUCACAACUGAGCGGGGACUCUUCGCUGGAGCAAGAAAAGGCAGAGCUGCUGGAGGUCUGGCGCAGCCAACAGACAGACCUUCAGAGGAGAGGGAGCUCACUAGGUGCUGCCCUCAGACAGAUUGAUUCCACAGAGAACCACCUGGUGGACUUUAAUGACCGCCUGGACCGCUAUCUGAGACAAUCCAAAGAUAUUACUGGCUUCAGCCUGGCCAGCACCAACAUCCUGAAAGAUAUCAAGGAGCUCCAUGACAACAUUCAUAGUGAGUUGGAUCAGUUGUCCCGACUGGACCCUGAGUCCAGUGACCUGGACCCUAGAGAAUACUUCCGUCUGACUCGAGAAGUUGAGACGCAUCAAGCCAGCCUGGAUCAGCUCCAACAGCAGGUCCAGAAGAGCGAAGCGGCAGCCCGUGCACUUGACCAAUUUCUCAUCUCACUACGCAAGGUGGAUGAUGACAUAUCAGGGGUCCAAGGUACCUCCUGCACUGAUUCUUUGGUCCUGCAGGACUGUCACUGCAAGCUGUCUCUGAUCAGACAGAGCAUUGACAGUCUGAAAGAAAAGGCACCUCAGCUGGACCUGCUCCUGCAAGGGGCAAGGCUGACUGUUACUAGGGAUGGUUCCCCAGCUUCCUGUCUUGACAUGGUGGCUGUCCUGCUCAGAAGCCUGGAGGAGGCUGACAGUGGACUGGCCAGCCAGCUGAGAGACCUUCAGAAAGAGACUCAAAGCAAAUCUUUUGGCCUGAGGAAAAUUAUAACACUUGGAGAGCUGAGGAAGCUUCAGGAUGUGAUUGAAAAACAAAGCUUGAAAGAGCCCACCAUGCCUGCUGUGCAGCACAGGCUUCGUGCUCUGGUAGACUUGGAGGGCCAGCUACAGGUUCAACAGUCUGAGGUUCAGAGUCUCCGAGAAAUGAAAGAUUUUCAAGGUGAAGAAGAGAACCUCCUCCAGGACCUGGAAAUGCAGUGGGAAGAGACUCAGAGAGCUUUCUUUGACCGGAAGAAGCAGUGCAAUGUUCUGCUGGAGCUUCUGAAGAAGUUACAGACCUGUCGCAGCUACCUGAGCACCACUAUUCAGAAAGCUGAGCAGACCAUCAGCGAUCAGGCUUCCUAUAUCGGCAAAGACAACUUGCAGAGAAGUAUGGAAAAGGUGUGUCAUAUGAAGGAGGAGUUGGAUGGUCUUGGUGAGAAGAUAGAAGACAUGAAAGGUGCUUGCAAGCAGCUUCAGUCAGAUCUGAAGAAGUUUCCGGAUUGCACUGAUGCUCCCUUUGAAGUUGAAGCAGACACUUUGCUGGACAGCUGGCUUGAUAUAACUGAAAAGACAGAUUCCUAUAUGGAUAACCUUCGAGUGGGAUUGGAACUGUGGGAGAAACAGCUGAUGCUUGGAGGAGAGGUGGACAACUGGRCUAGAUCUAAACUUGCCCUGUUUUCAGAAGGAAAUCCCUUCAGCAAUAUACAACAAGUUCUUGCCAUGAGAGAUGAGAUUCAAACAAAUGAGGAGAAUAUCGAACAUUUUCAUAAGAAGUCAAUUGAAAUUCAGGAGAUGCUGUUGAGUCAGGAGGCUCCUUUAGAACUACAGGUGAUGGAGACCCAGCUUAGGAAAAGAAUGGAACAGGUGAAGGAGUUAUUCACUGACUGCACAGAUGUUUUUGAGGAGAUCAUAGCUGUAAGAAAACAUCUGUUUGAGAAGAUAAAGGAGUGUUGGACAGGUGUGGAAAACAUCCAGAAUUGUCUCAGUAAAAUUGAGGCUUCAGAUGCAAAAGCAGAAACCCAAAUACAGGACCUAGAUGCAGACCUGAGUUCUCAGGAAGAGCACGCUGAAGCUGUGUUGAAAGAGGUGGGCUUGGUGUCCAGUGUGGCCAGUCCACCGGUACUGGAGGAACUAUCUAAUAACUGCAGCAGUCUAAGAGAAGCUAUCGCGCAUACCAAAGACAUGAUCCACCUGAAGAGGGAGGAAAGAGACAAAGGCCUGUUCAAGGUCAUCAGCGAUGAAACAGAAUUAUUUGAGGAAUGGUUCCAGGAUUUGCAGCUGUCUGUCAAUGAGUGCUUUGAGAGCCCUGAGUGCAGAUCAGAUGUGGAAACAUCUUUGCAAAAACUAACUGGAUUCUUAAAGUCAGAAGAUACAGAGAGACGUUUAAGGCAGCUCAAUGAUCAACUGGAGAGAGCUAAACAGCAGGUUUCUUCUCGGCAACUCUCAGAGUUUAUCAAUUGGCUGAAGGAGCAGCAGGAGGAAGUGGCUACAUUUAGAGCCCACUGCCAAAACAGACAGGAGCAAAUGGAAUCUCUCCUGGAUGACUUAAAUCGGCUACAGAAGCAACAUGAAAGCCUCUAUGAGUGGCUGCAAGACAAAGAAAAACAAUCGGUGGUGCCAGAAAAUGUGAAGCUUCUCUUCAAAGAACUUCAGGAUGAGAGUGUUAGAGGGGUAGCCCUCAGUGAGCUUUUGGCAUCAAUACGCAGGCAGGGGGUAAGAGCUGAAAACAUCCUGAAAGAUGGGGACAACUUGUUACAACGCUACAGAAAUUUGGAGACUCGGCUACAUAAACAGGCUACAGCCCAGAGUGUCCUGGACAAGGAAUACAACAAGUUCAACAAUUCCCAGGCAGAGAGCAUUAGAACCUGGAUUAGUGACCUUACACAACCACUGACCUCUCCUAGCAAAGACAACAACACGGAGGAUAUGAAGAAUAAAGCAAUGAUGAGAGAAUUGGAUACUCAUCAAAGUAACACCGAUUGCUGGAUUGAGGGUCUCCAACAACAACUGGUGUCUCUGGCCAACCAAACUAAACCUGGGGACAGACUUCAUGUAGCAGAGGUCAUAAUGAGUUACAAGGCUGACGGUGAUUACAGAGUCCAGAAGCUCAAGAGUCUUUGUCAGAGUGCUUGUUCACAGGAUCUUGGCGAACAGAAAAAGCAAGACCUUGCGCAAAGAUUACAAGACAGUGAGGAACAGUGGGCAAGGCUGUUAAAAAAUGCUAAACAAGCAAUGAGAGAAGCUGAAAGGCAGUGUACUCUGGAUCUCCAAAUCAGGAACUUUGAAGCCUUGAAUGAAAGCAUCGGCAACUGGCUAAAAGGAAGGCAGAAGGAUCUCAUGUCUUUGGAUAAUGAGGCUGAUCUAGAACAAGUGAUACAAACGUCUCAAAACAUCCUGAGCCUCAAGCCUGAGGGAGACUCAAAACUGUCUGAACUGACAAGACAUAGCCAGAGUUUGUCUGAGCAGGAAGAAAUUUCAGUGUAUGYGCAGCAAGAGGCCCAGAAGGCAGCACAAGACUCAGAGGAACUAUGGAGGAAAGUCCUGCAGACUGCUGAAAACACUCUGCUGAAAGCUGAGGUCCACUACUCACUGUCUAGAGAAAUGUGGACCUUCCGAAACCAUGCAGAUAACACAAAACGUUGGAUUGAAGGCCUGGAUAAACAAGCUGAAUGUAUGCAAGGUGGGAUGCAGGGCAGCAAGGCUCAGCUAGAGGAAAGAAUGAAAACUGCACAGGUCAUUUUGAGCUUUAAGUCAAAUGGUGAAAGUCAAGUGAUGGAGCUGAAGAGGCGAGCGCACAGUCUCUGUGACUAUGCAGGCCUACCAGAAGAUAAGAGGAUGGAGGCUCAGCAGAUUGUCCAGGAUGUAGAGAUACAGUGGAGGGCAGUUUUGCGAACUGCUGAGGAGACCCACAGACAACUGCAAGGUGUUAUGGACCGCCUGCUUUUUUGCAAGUUCAAUCAGGACCAGGCAGAAGCCCUACUGGCUGAGAUCCAGAAGGAGGCAUCCAGCCUUCCACAGACAUUCACAUGGCCAGGCUUGGGCCUGCGUAGACAGGCUGUAGAGCAGGCCCAGACCCUCCUGGAGCAGAGCACAACCUUAGCCCCUGUAUUCUCAGAUGUGCGUUCACAGGUUGAGGAGCUGUAUGAAAUCACACAAGACCAAGUUUGGAUUGAACCUUCCUGGACAGCCAAGGAGGAGGCCAUUCCUGCCCUUCUAAAACAGCUAACUGAUGUGGUAGCAAACUUGGAGCAAGGUAUUGUGAUGGAGCGGCAGUGCACUCUGCUUAUUGAACAGCAUGAAGCAGCUCAGGACUGGCUGAGAGAACAGAUUAAAGGCCUGGGACCCGCACCUACAGACAGAUCUGGCCUUUACAAUUUUGUCAACACCCUAAAGGCUUUGCUCCAGACAGUUGAUAGGGAGCAGAGAGAGAUCAUGGAACUGGAUUCUGCCAAAGACUGCUUGUUGAGUCUCUGUACUCCUGGAGGUCAAGAUGCUAUCACACUGAAGGUUCGCUACCUCCAUGAACUAUGUGCCAAAUCAGAGCAUGAAGUGAGGAAGCACCUUACAACCUGUGAGAGGCGGUUAGAGGAGAUGGACUGUGAACUGGCCCAAAUAUCCCAAGAGUUAAAGGAGAGAGCGGCUGCCCUGCAGUGGGAACUGCGCUCUCUGGAUCAGGCAUUUAGUUACAGUGAACCACAGAACAACAUAGCUCAGCUUCAGCAGCACUGGCACAGCCUUCAGAACUGUGAGAACUCACUGCUGGAUUUGGGUGUCAAAGUUCAUGACCUGUACCAAGAAGUAAAAUCUGCAACAUAUACCAACACGUUACCUGCAGAAAUUAUCAGUUUGGUUGAAUCUUUAUGCCAGCAACAUACCAGGAAAUUGAACAGAGAGGCGAACAACUGCCUGAUACUCAGUCCUUGGAUAUGUCUCAUGUAAAACUGGGGGAAACAAAGAGUACUGUUGUGGCACCACCACGUAAGAACCGUAGUUUCCAUGACAAGCAAAGUACAUCCUUACCCAAGACGUCUACA